UUUACUAAUUUAUUCCUCAACAAAAACCGAUUUUUACCGUUCACUGUCAAUUGCACAACUAAUUAUAUUUCAGCAAAACCCUUUCCCAAUCACAAUUCUCCUUCUUUCCGGCAAAAUUCGCAGAGGGAUUGAACUGAAUUGAAACCCUAAUUCAGCUAUGGAGGGGAAGAAUGUCAGGCGACGAUUGGUUCAAUCGACACUGUUUCCUCACAAGGAGAGUUCGAUCAAGGAAGUUGGAGAUCGCCAUGCCGAUAGAGAAGAUGAGGCGGAGGAAGAAGAGGAGUGGUGUGGCAGUAGCAAAAGCCGAGGAAAAAGUAAAAGGAAAGGUAAUUCGAAGUCCAAAACGACGCCGUCAGCUUCUACGAAGAAGGUUAUAGAAAACGGCAAAGAGACUUCAAGCAAGCAAGUUGAUGACAAUGAAUCCCCAAUUACUGCCAAGGGCAAUUUUUUUAUGAAGGCAUCUGAGCGACAGCAGCAAAAAAGGCAGCAAAACCAGCUGAUAUCCAUCGACUCCCCAGAAAAAAAUAAUGAAAUGUGUUCAACUCCAUGCUCUGUUGCAAAUGGUAGGAGUACUCCUCGAAAGUUGAAGCGGCAGAAUAACUCAACUCCAAGGAAGGAAAAGAGAAAUUCAACACCCAACAAAAAAAUGAAACGUGGCACUGGAGAAACAAGUUGUGGUCAGAUCCCAUUUGAUCUUACACUGGAUGAGCAACCAUCGCGAACAAUUCCUGAUCUUAGAUUGGAGGCAAAAUUGACAGCCGAGGAAAAUUCACGUAUAUUUGCUGGAAAACAAAUUCAUCCGUUUUUCAAAUCAUGGAAAGGGGGAAAAUCAGGUCAAGAUUUGACUGAUUCAGAAACUAAAUUGACCUCUUUUGAGAGAAGGGAAAAAGGCAUUGCUUUCAACCCUAUUCACGUCUUUGAGAAUGUUGAGGGUGAUCAUACAACCCUCAAUUGGGGACAAUGGCCUUUUUCGGAAAGAAGUGCUAAUGAUGAUCUAGAAUGUGGAUGCUCACCAGUUUAUGAAGGAUCUGUCGACUCCUUAAAUUUUGAUAACUUUCCGAGUGUCUCUCACUUAGCCAGAAGAACACCAUUAUAUCAAAACUCUCAUCAGUAUUCUGUCCCAAAACAAGAUGUUUCUGAGAAGCUGCCUAUUAUUCCGGAGUGUUCACAUUCUGUUUCACCCUUACUAUUCGAUAAUAAGACAGAAACAUGUGUCGAACAACAAGAAAAUUCGAAUAUGCCGCCAAAAGAUGCAGAAGGUUUACUUGGUGCAUCAGUUGAAUCAAUGUUGCAGGACCAUAAACUGGAAAAAUCUGACUUCGUUGAUGGAAUGCCUUGUGGAAGCUUAGAACCUGAGUCCCAGGACAGGCUUCUUGAGGAAAGGAUCAUGUCUCAUUACCACACUUGUCAGAAUCAGCCUGUAAAUUACCUAUGGACAGACAACUACCAGCCUCAGAAUGCCAAGCAGGUAUGUGGAAAUGCUGAAUCAGUAAAAUAUUUAAGUGAAUGGCUUCAUCUUUGGCACAAAAGGGGAUCUCUUACUACUAGAGGUUACAUGGAUGAAGAUAAUUCUAUUGUGCAAGAUGUCGAUCAUGAUUAUCAGCAUAGUGACUCUGAUACCAACAAUGGUGAAGAAAGCUUGAAAAAUGUUCUCUUAGUUACUGGGCCAGUUGGGAGUGGGAAAUCUGCUUCCAUCUAUGCUUGUGCGAGAGAUCAAGGGUUUCAGAUUAUCGAGAUAAAUUCAUCAGAUUGGCGUAAUGGAGCUCUAGUAAAGCAAAAAUUUGGCGAGGCUGUGGAAUCUCAUUGGCAGCGCACAGUAGAAAAUGCAACAAAUUCAGACAGCAAAUUGCAACCAAAGUUCUUUAAGACGGGUAACGAAGAGGUGGGUUGCUGUGACAGUGAAGUAAUUGAUCUAACACACUUUCCAGAUAAGGAGGAUUCUCAAGAUACUGGUUCAUGCCCGAUAAUAUCAGUUGCUGGGUACAACAGAACUGGCAACUGUCAGGAUGGGAUUAAAACAUUGAUACUGUUUGAAGAUGUGGAUGCUACUCUCUACGAAGAUCACGGUUUUAUUACAACUAUACAACAGUUGGCGCAGAUUGCUAAAAGGCCCAUGAUAUUGACAAGCAAUAGUGACAAUCCUGUCCUCCCUAAGAAUUUGGACAGGUUUCAGUUAUGUUUUUCCGUCCCGUCAGUAGAAGAACUCCUUAGACUUGUCUAUAUGAUUUGUGAUGCAGAAAAAGCUAGCAUCCAUCCUUGCUUGGUAGAAAGAUUUGUUAAUUAUUGUCAAGGAGACAUUCGCAAAACCAUCAUGCUUCUCCAGUUUUGGUUCCAGGGUCAAACUCUCGGUAGAGGAAAUGAACCGCAUCCAACAUAUUGGCCAGUACUAUUCGAUCUUGAUGCAGGGCAUUCUAUCCUACCAAAAUUAAUAGAAUGGGGUUACCCUUCACAGCUGUCUGAGCUUGUGGCAGAGGAGGUUGUUAAAUCUUUGGCUUUAACAGAAGAAAACGAUGGCUUAAUAGACACGAAUAUGGUUGAGGACCUAAAUGAUUAUACGACAGCAAAUAUCCAUAUGCAGGAUGCUGAACCAGACUCUAUUGAGGUGAAAAAAGCGGCUAUGUUACGCUUGCAAGGCUCACUUCUUGAUGAUGUUGAGUGUGCACAGUUUGAGUCCAAUAUCGAACUCUUUGAUUUUUCUAACUCCCCAAUUGCAUUUGCUCGGCAAAGUAGUCGGAGAAAAACUAAUACAGUUCUAUCUUCUGAUUCGGAAGACGAGUUCUCGUGUAGAAGUAUUCCCCUAGUUUCAGCUGGAGGAGAUGUUAAUGCUGAAGUAUUUAAUAUGGAAAAAAUGCCAAUCUCUCAGUUUUUACCUACCAAAAUAGACCAACUUCCUAGUGUGCCAAUCUCUCAUUCUGAAGUAGACAGGUUAGAAGAAGCUCGCUAUAAUUUCGAGGGAAGAAUUGAUUGUUCUAUUAUAGAGGACACAUGUCGAUCACCUGACAUCUCAUCUGUGCCAGAAUCGUCAUUUGUACCUGAGACAGAGGUUAUCCAUGAAGAAGAUUUAUAUUCUAUUACAGUGUCAUAUGGCCAUUUUGUUAACGCAGAUGGAGCUAAUUCUAUACUCCAAAUCCAAGACCCAAUACCUGAUUUUGGUUCCCAAUCCACCGCACCUCUUCGUUUAUUGCGGAAAGAGCAGGAAACAGUAGGACACAAUUCCGAUACUAAUACAUUGUGUGACUAUGAAGAGGAGGUAGGGGACUCUCUUUCAAAAUCCGAGGCACAUGUUCCGAGAGGGUAUCAACUGUUGGAUGAGUGUAGUCGUGUGGAUUUCAUGAGGAGUUUGAAAUCCUUCGACAAAUCCGAAGCUGAACAGGUGACUGAUGACUUUGUGAAAGAGACAUGGAAAAAGUUACGCGAUCAAUGCAAUAAUAUAAGGAAAUACGUUACCGAGGAAGAGAAAACUGCUUGUCAAGCUUUGAAACUUACUCAUGGAAUGAGUAAUUUAAUCUCAGACGCUGAUUUGUUGCUCAAAGACUGCCAAGUUCUAGUCUCUGAUUCUUUGGGGUCAUCAACAAUUCUUAGUGAGAGAAUGCAUUCCUAUAGUUAUUAUGAUAAUCAGUUGGAGAUGUCAUCCAUUCUUGCUCAGCAUGGAAUGUGCUUCUACGCUAAGGAAAUUGCUUCGUUAGGGUCAGUUGUGGGGUCCACCAACACCUUGGAUUUGGGCUCCGAAAUGUUAUCAUUCUCAGCAAGCUCGGUUGCAUUGGGAAAGCUGGCUUGUCAAGAUCAAAAAAAGAUUGAUGGAUCCAAUAUGAAAACAAUCAAAAGUUCCAAUCUUCUAACAAGCAGCAAAUCAGACUCGUGUGUUGGCAAUAUUAUUCAGUCUAUAGUCCCUUCAAAAUCGUACUCGGCAGCAAUGGGCGGUGCAUUCCAUGAGUACGCCUCAACAUUGGGCCAGAUUUCAAGAUAUGAAGCCUCCCGUUUAUCUGGGUGCAUUGACAACACAAGAAAGCAAAGAAGAUUACGUCUUCCAAGACAUUAUCUGAGUUCUGGUUCGCUGUCAAUGUCACCAGAAGAAAUAUCUUUGCUGGGUCGAUACAAUAGCUACCCGAAAAGCUCCUCUUCUUAGAGAUGGAAGUUUCAGAUAAAUUAUCUGAAUCAACGAAAAUUUAACAUGGUUGACAUAUUUAACUCAUAAUCCUAAUUCGGUUUCUCUCUUAAGUUAGGAUUGGGAACCAGUAAUUCUUGACCACUCAUCAUGCAUAUUGUCAAUUAACCAUGGCUUCUUGUGACAGAUCUUUGUAUGCCUCGGGCUGAAAGAUUGGAAGUAAUAAACUAAUAGGUACGAGUAGCAAUUUUAGAGUGUAAAUUCACAUUUAUGUCAACUGUAAAUCUAGAGGAAUUGUAUCUUGUUAUUCGAAUCAUACACUCGAAAAUAGUCUUAAAAAGAUAUAGUAUUUAAAGAAAAUUGAAAUAUUUGGUUUUUCUUUUUUU
Molecule: messenger RNA, 4491 nt
Organism: Erythranthe guttata (spotted monkey flower)
Lineage: Eukaryota; Viridiplantae; Streptophyta; Magnoliopsida; Lamiales; Phrymaceae
Product: P-loop containing nucleoside triphosphate hydrolases superfamily protein
Biological process (GO): DNA repair; DNA damage checkpoint signaling; mitotic DNA replication checkpoint signaling
Molecular function (GO): DNA clamp loader activity; chromatin binding
Source: RefSeq, a predicted model, not a curated record